Molecule: messenger RNA, 2208 nt
Organism: Trametes versicolor FP-101664 SS1
Lineage: Eukaryota; Fungi; Basidiomycota; Agaricomycetes; Polyporales; Polyporaceae
Exons: 6
Coding region: 1-2208 (735 amino acids)
Source: RefSeq, a predicted model, not a curated record
AUGAGUGACUGGGAACUCGGGUGGGAAGAGGAGAUGGGGGGCAAGGACGCGAUGGCUCCUGCUAGCUGGACCACGCCUCAGCAAUGGGAUUGGCUGAUGGCCAUGAUGCCAGCCUGCCAAGAUGCCUCGAAGAAGGGCCGCUACGGUGGCUGGCUUCUUGAAGUCUAUCAUGCAUGGUUCGUGCUAUGGCCGGAAGAGGAUUCCCUAUUCAGAGAGGGCGUGCCGGAGAAGCUCAGUUCGGAACAGAAGGAGGCGUUGGGGGUGGCGCGAUCGCAACGCGAAGCGAAAAUCAAAGUCUGGUUCCACAACCAAAAGAAUAAGGCACGCGCGGCGCGAAGCUCUGCCUCGCUGCCAGCCUCGUUGUUGACGGCGAAGACGAAGGGGUCGCGCGGCGCGCAACCGAGGGAAGUGUAUUAUCGUCUCUACUAUGAUGCCGAGAAGAAGGCCGCCGUCCAAGCCGCUCUCGUCGAAGCUCGUACUACUUUGGGCAGGAAGCUCACGCGCAGCGAAUCCAUGAGCAUCUCGCGUCAGGUGGUAGAUAAGAUGUACAACGAAUCGGACGCUUCGGUGCAUGCCGCCGUGCAGCAGCAACUUGCGAAGGAGAAGGUCCUCGCGGCCGUUCCCGCUGAUACGCCAGAGGGCGGAUCCAGUCACACUCCGCAAGAGUAUCAAGCUGCGAUAAAUGCGGCUCCCCGUUGGAUCGAGAAAGUCAUGGUCCCUAUCGCUAAGCUCACCGGAUGGUCUUUUACGGUCAUGGGGGCUGGGCCCUCUCCGGAGGAAGGCGGUGACAUCGGAAGCUUUGCUAUCCAUUUUGGGACGAACCCGUCCGGGCAUACGUUUGGACAGGUAACUCCGGACUUCAAAGAGAAAUACAUGCGUCCCCUCGUGUUCUUCGCGAAGGGGGUUCAUUCCCGAGAAGAGCGACUUGCAAGGUCAUUGAAUGCAACACUCACGCCAGGUGAUGCUCUUCGGACGGAGCCUUCGUCGUCCCCCCGGUCUAACACCGGCUCGGAGCUUCCCGCACACAAAGAAGACCGAUCCACUCCCUUGCCAUCUAAGAUAGGGUCGAGCUCUUCCUCGUCCAGCACGCCCGUCACCGGCCACUCACCUGCACCCACUCCCGGAAGCUCUGGGCCUCUGAUCAGCCCCCCGGCGGCUCAGCCGUCCAUCACCAACGCGCCGCCACUCCCCUAUCCGGACAUCCCAUUCCCUGGCAGCAGUGUCGGCGCGUUGGACUCUCUCUACGCGUUCGCCGCCGCCGACGAUGGCGACGACGAUGGCGACGAAGUGUAUGACGCCUCUGUUUUUGACACGCCUUUCGACUUUACCACGGGGAUGUUUACCGUACCGACGAAGGGCGGAUCGAUUACUGAUCUUCUCUCCGUCGCAACGCCUACGCCCGCGCUUUCUGAGGGGAACACCGCUCCAACCGUCGCGCCCGCUCAGGUGGACCCCGUCGUGCUUGCCAAGACGUCUCAGGCCGCCGCGACGUCCGCGCCCGCCACCGCGACGUCCUCGCCCGCCACCGCGACGUUCUCGCCCACCACCGCGACGUUCUCGCCCGCCACCGCGACGUCCUCGCCCGCCACCGCGACGUUCUCGCCCGCCACCGCGACGUCCGCGCACGCCACCGCAACGUCCGCGCCCACCACCGCGACGCUCGCUCCCGUUUCGCUUGGUACCGCACAGCCCACCUUGACGUUACCAUCCGCUCUCGCGACGCUCACAACCACCUCGCUGAACGUCGAGCAGGCCGCUGCGCUUGCUCGCCUGCAGCCCUUCCUCGCUACUAUAUCGCAGGCCAGUGCGACAUCGUCGGCUACCUCCACGCACACCGCAGACUCGCUCAAUGCCGCGCAGGCCCAAGCGACCGAGGCCCUCCUGCUCCUCGCCGGGCUGUCACGAGCCGGUGCACUUCCGCCCGCCAAGGCUGCGGCUUCGACUGCGGCGACCGCCGUUCCGUCCACCAUGACUGCUCCUCCCUCGGCCGGCGUAUCCAUCGCAACAGAGUCUUCUACCCCUACUCAGGACGAUUCCAUGCCGCCUCCGAAAUCUGGCCGCCCGAUGCGUGCACACCGGCCUCCACCGCGUCGAGACGCCUCCCCCAGCGUGCCGGCGGCUUCUCCUGCAACGAAACGGGUCAAGGUUGACGAGAAGCGGGCUCCUGCGAAGCGUGGGGGCGGCAGAACUCGAGCUUCGCGCAACUAA